ACCAACAGAUCGACCAGACAACGUUCGCGAUUACGAAACCGCGAAACCGUUGGCAGUCGCGAGAUCGUUUAUUUAUUGUUAUUGUUUUAGUCGAAUUUGAUUGUUGAUUGCGAUGCACACGCUCUGAAUGAAGAGCGACUACCGAAGAAGUUGAAUACUUGACGGGUGCUUUUUAUUUUUCGCUUUUUAUUAGUUGAUUUUAGUGUGGUUCGAUAAUUGUUUUGUUGGAUCGUGGGUGGAUUUUUCGAGUGGCUCUUAAAGACUUCAGGAUGGGUUUUCUUAAUGGAAAGUGUGCUUUUAUGGCACUUGUUUUUUGGUUAUCCACUUUGGAAUGCUGUCAUACCAUCAUGGUGGAGUUUGGUACCAGUAAGGGACCCAUUAUACCGAAGGAUAUACCCAGAAAUAGCAUUCAGCAAAAAACCAUUGUGCCAAGAAGCCCAGCACCAGUACGUGAGGAACGCCACAUAGCAGACACCCCCAACCCCAACCAGUACCAACCCCCCGUACCCCACCAAUAUCGCACUAAAAUUUACUCGUUCAAACCCAACCCCAAUCUCAUUUUGGGAACCCCGUUGGACCAAAAGUACACCCCCUCCUUACCAAAAUACAACCUACAGAAGAAACAAUAUUCGCGGAGCCUUGGUCUCGACUAUACCGGUCCUCACCUCUUCGAAGUUCAACCUUACCAAUACUACGAGGUGAAAAAGACUACUUUGCAACCGUCUACGAAGUAUAGGGAGGAGGAGAGGAUCAAGACGAACAAACAGGCGAAAUACGUACCUCAAAUUGGAGUAGUUUAUUCUGGUGGAGUGAGGUACUACGUGCCUCAAAUAGUUUAUUUGAUGCAGAACAAAGAGGCCGCCGGUGAGGAGGAGAAUUCCGUUUACGAUAAAAGCGAUGAGAAGUAUUUCAUUUAUAACAGACAGUGAGGAGGAGGAGGAUUGUAAUUAUGUAUUGUAAAUUUCCUAGUUGUAUGUGCCAACCAUAUAAUAUAAUAUUUAAGAAAAAAAACACAUUUUUUUGGGCAGUAUUAUGAAAAAUUUUUAGUUUUAUGCCAUAAUAUAUAAAUAAAUAACUAAUUUAUUAUUUUUCAA
Anthonomus grandis grandis is the source of this 1094-nucleotide messenger RNA. RefSeq lists its product as uncharacterized. The record is from RefSeq and is a predicted model, not a curated record. Bases 270 to 929 code for a protein of 219 amino acids. Lineage: Eukaryota; Metazoa; Arthropoda; Insecta; Coleoptera; Curculionidae. The transcript has 3 exons.